AUGAAGUUCAAAUCAUUGGCUUUAAGUAUUAGAGUAUUUCAUUUAAGAAGAAUUUAUCAUAACACCAAUACAAAUGAGAUUUUUGAUCUUUAUCCUCUUGAAGAUUUAUUAGAGACUGAACUUCAAAUUGAAGGAGAAGGAAGUAGUGGAAUAAAGAUGACACAGCCUGAUGCUGCUUGUCGUCUAAAACUACUUCGGGUAGAGAUGCCUGAUGACAAUUUACCAGCAGAUGUUAAACCUUCAGAAUUGUUAUGUGCAAUCAAUGUUAAAGAAAAAGUUGAGAUCAAUGGUGAAAAUAGAUUAAUACAAAAACGUAAAACAAUGCAAAUUGAAUGGGAAAAAUGUUUUGAUGUUGGUAUAUUACCUGGUAGAGUUUUACAGGUAUUAUUAUUAAAUGAUAAGACAACUGUUGCUGAUGCUACAAUGAGAUUAGAAGAUAUUGUAUCAAAAUGUAAACCUGAUGUAAUUACUCAUAUUUGGAUAAAUUUAAAACCAUGUGGAAGAAUAUUAGCUCAAACAAGACAUGUUAAAACAACUGGAGAUAAAAGUGACAAUUGUGAUAAAAGUAUUAGUAGUUCUAACGAAAGAUCAAUGACACCAAAUAGUUUUGAACAUAAUAUUGGUAAUGGUAUUCAACGAAGACGUGGUGCCAUUAAACAUGCCCGUGUUCAUGAAAUACGUGGUCAUCAAUUUGUAGCAACAUUUUUUAGACAAUUUACAUUUUGUUCAUUAUGUUCAGAUUUUAUGUGGGGACUUAAUAAACAAGGAUAUCAAUGCCAAUUAUGUAGUGCUGCUGUUCAUAAAAAAUGUCAUGAAAAAACAUUAUCACAAUGUCCAGGUUCAGCUAAAAAUACCAAAGAAACAAUAUAUUUAAAAGAAAGAUUUAAAAUUGAUGUACCACAUCGUUUUAAACAAUAUAAUUUUAAAAGUCCAACAUUUUGUGACCAUUGUGGUUCUAUGUUAUAUGGACUUUUUAAACAAGGAAUGAAAUGUGAAACAUGUGGUGUAAAUUGUCAUCAUAAAUGUCAAAAACAUAUGCCUAAUUUAUGUGGAGUUAAUCAAAAACAAUUGUCAGAAGCUUUAGUUGAAAUUAAAAGAACUCCACAUUCAUCAAUUUCUUCAUCUAUAGGUGGUUUUAAUAUUGGAAAUCUUAAUAUUUCAGAUAAAACACCAUUAAUGUCAUUUGAUAAACAUACAAUUGGAAGUAAUGGUAUGGGUAUCAAAAUAAAAAAUCUUUUUAAAAGUAACAAUCAAAGUCAAGAUCAUAUUGAAAGUGAAGAAUUUACAAAUGCUAUAUGGACUGGUGGUAGCGGUUCUGAUGGACCUGUUAAAAAAUAUAAAUUACAACAUUUUAACAUGGUAAAAGUUCUUGGCAAAGGAUCUUUUGGUAAAGUUCUUCUUGUUGAACUUAAAGGUCGCAAUCAAUAUUUUGCUAUGAAAUGCUUAAAAAAAGAUGUUAUAUUAGAAGAUGAUGAUACAGAAUGUACUUUUAUAGAAAGAAGAGUUCUUAUACUUUCAAGUCAAUGUCCUUUUUUGUGUCAAUUAUUUUGUAGUUUUCAAACAAAUGAAUACUUAUUUUUUGUCAUGGAAUAUCUUAAUGGUGGUGAUCUUAUGUAUCAUAUACAACAAAUUAAAAAAUUUGACGAAAAUAGAACAAGAUUUUAUGCUUGUGAAAUAAUAAUAGCAUUACAAUUUUUACAUACUAAUAAUAUUAUUUAUCGUGAUUUAAAAUUAGAUAAUAUUUUAUUAGAUUCAGAAGGUCAUAUACAUUUAGCUGAUUUUGGUAUGUGUAAAACAGAAAUGAAUCGUGAAAAUGGUAUGGCUUCAACAUUUUGUGGAACACCUGAUUAUAUUGCACCUGAAAUAAUUAAAGGACAAUUAUACAAUGAAGCUGUUGACUUCUGGUCAUUUGGUGUAUUGAUGUAUGAAAUGUUAAUUGGUCAAUCACCAUUCCAUGGUGAUGGUGAAGAUGAAUUAUUUGAUGCUAUACUUAAUGAACGUCCAUAUUUUCCAAAAAGUUUAGGUAAAGAAGCAGCUAAAUGUUUAAGUGCACUAUUUGAUAGAAAUCCAAAUACAAGAUUGGGAAUGCCUGAUUGUCCGGAUGGACCUAUACGUACACAUGCUUUUUUUAGAGCAGUUGAUUGGAAAAGAUUUGAAAGUAGGAGUGUUCAACCACCAUUUAAACCAAACAUUAAAUCACCAUUUGAUACAUCAAACUUUGAUGAUGACUUUACACAGGAAAAAGCUUGUAUAACACCAAUUCAAGAUAAAUCAUUACUUGCAUCAAUUGAUCCUGAAGCUUUCCUUAACUUUUCAUACACCAACCCGGCGUUUAAUUAG
Molecule: messenger RNA, 2340 nt
Organism: Strongyloides ratti
Lineage: Eukaryota; Metazoa; Nematoda; Chromadorea; Rhabditida; Strongyloididae
Product: Protein kinase domain and AGC-kinase, C-terminal domain and Protein kinase C-like, phorbol ester/diacylglycerol binding domain and Serine/threonine-/dual specificity protein kinase, catalytic domain and Protein kinase-like domain and Protein kinase C,delta/epsilon/eta/theta types family and Protein kinase,C-terminal domain and Diacylglycerol/phorbol-ester binding domain-containing protein
Exons: 7
Coding region: 1-2340 (779 amino acids)
Biological process (GO): protein phosphorylation
Molecular function (GO): ATP binding; diacylglycerol-dependent serine/threonine kinase activity
Source: RefSeq, a predicted model, not a curated record